AUCAAGCCGUUUUAAACGCAUUUCACUUAAUUAUUAACUAAUUAGCAGUUGAUUAGAUCGUCAUAAGUGUUAGUUUGCUUCGUUAAACCGUCCAAGAUCGCAAGAGUCGAUAAUUCACGUUAAUUUAAGCUGUUUUGCGGUUUUCAAGCGCGCGUCGACAUUUUUCCUGCUAUUUUCCGAGCACAGCACAGAGAAAAUGCUGCCGUGGCGAACUUGCCGAUGCAGAGCUUUCGAUUUUGUGUUUUGUUGAAGUGAAGUGACGUGGAUCGUGCGGAAUUUUUGUUCGAUGAUGAUAAAGUAGGACCCAGAGUGGAAAUAUUGAUUAAGGUUCUCCAACACUAGCACUUGAAGCCCGUUCGGUCCUACGCGAAUAAAUCAUCUCGGACGAAAUGCGAUCCAUUUUGCUCAUCACGAGGCACAGGAAGGUCUUAAACAAGAAAUUCGAAAAUAGGUGAUCAUGCUUUCAUACAGGACGACAUCCCAGAGCUAAUCUGGUAUGCAGUGGCGGAAAUUGGCGCGCUCGAAGAUCACAUCCGGUCGUUCGCGCACGCGCAAUAUGCUCUGCUGUGGUCGCAGGAAGGAUAAUGGGCGAGAGGCUUUGGAUCUCACAGCCUCUCCGCUGCGGGCGCCUCCGGCCCCUAACAACAGGACCAACCAUCCGCCCAUGGUCAUUCAGGGAGACUUCAGGAAGGUAUCAGGAAUCAGUAGUGAUAUUUUCAAGCAGAUAGAAGCCGUAGAAAACGAUCACGAUGCUUCAACUGCGGCCGCCUUGGAGCACGUGGAAAGGCUCGGAGAGAUGAUCGUAAGGAUCUUGGAUUCGAGACACUUGGGCAGAUCGGCAGGCGAUGCGGCAAAGAGGUUUUUAGCAAUGCAAGAUGGAAAGCACACAGUGCAGUUCGUGGAAAUCGUGAAAAGGCCGGGACAAACACUGGGUUUAUACAUACGGGAAGGCAACGGAAUUGACAGGAACGAUGGCGUAUUUAUAUCGAGAAUAGCUCUGGAAUCUGCCGUCUACAACAGUGGAUGCCUUAAGGUCGGCGACGAGAUUCUGGCGGUGAAUUUGGUAGACGUGACUCGGAUGAGCCUAGACGACGUCGUCAUAAUAAUGUCGAUCCCACGAAGACUGGUCCUAGCGACGCGGCAGCGAAAAGGCAGCAAAGGAGGACAAAGUUCGCCAAACGUACAGCCCCGAUCCGAACACAAACCCCCUCCCGUCGUUGUGAUAAAGCGAGACUUACGCGAAGACGAACCCGACGAAGGCGAUCUCGGACAACACAGGGAAUCGAUGCGUCAGAGGCACACCGGUGACGGCAGAGAGAUGAGCGAGUCCCGCUCUCGGCUCGGCCUCGGCCUGCCGUCGAUGGACUCCCGCCACUCGGCCCAGGACAGCAACGGCCUGGACCUGUACUACAACUCGCGGCCGCCCGACGCCGGCACCUGGGGCUACCAGCCGCCGCCGCCCGUCAUCACCGAGCAGCCAAAGUCCAGCAUGCAGCACUUCCAGCCCUACGAGCGCAGCUACCCCAACACGCUGGAGAGCCUCGCCGAGAAGGUGCACUCGUUCGCGCUGCCCGGCCGCCGGAUGUCCGCCGGGGCGCAGCCCUUGCCGUCAAGAUUGUCAUCACAACAAAGCCCUUCAUCUCAUUAUUACGUUCAGCACACCGGAACGGGCAGCCGGCGAAUCAUGCCCCGUUCCGGAUCCGAUCAGCACCUCCCCCACACGGAAUACUCAGACUAUACCAGUAUCACUCAAGCUGGUAGACACAGCCUUUUAAGAUCUAGCCUCAAAUCCGGAUCAACCCUUAGCAGGUACAACCAGAGAUACGUGGACCAAGCGGCCGUGGCCGCUCAGUUGGCUCAGGCCAAGUAUGGAUCCUCGGCCUCGCAGUACGGCACAAGCAGCGCACUCUCCAGGAGGAACAGGAGCAGUCUGGACUAUUCGAGCGACACGGAGGCCACGGCCGGCCCCAGGAGCAGCUACUACUACUACAGGAAUCAGAGUUCAGUUCCCCACAGCACAAUACCCACAUUAGGAAGGCAAAAUUCCCUCACAUCGACCGAUAUUACAACAAAAUUCAACUCGCUCCCACGUGAUACCCGAGGGUCGACUAGAUUGGCCAUGAAUAAAAGAUUCGGAGAUAGGAGCGUCGGUCUUUUACAAGAUGAAUCGGAUGGAACUCUCUCCGCACCAGAAAUGCCUUCGAUACGAAGGGACAGGGGGCGGAUACCCUCGUCACCUAGUGUAUUCACUUCAGAUGAGUACAGACAGUGGUUGAGCCGAACACCCUCAACGUCGGCUAUUUACGAGCAGAUCAGAGCGUCCCGAGACGUCCUGAAUCAGCAAAGAGCAGCCAGGUUCACUUACAGCGCCGAAAACAUCCACGACGCACUGAAAAACAUUGAAGGGGGCUACUACGGCUCAUAUGGGAGACCAGGUACCACAUCGACAUUAGACAGACAUUUUACACGAUCACAACAUCCCUCAGCCCCUGCUAGGUCAUUAUCAACGCAACACAUCACCUCAUCAUCACCGUUGAGCUCGUCGCGCUCGCCUUCGAUGCGUCGGAUGAGGCAGCUGCUCGACCUGGACUCGGUGCGGUCGGGCGCCGCUCCCAGCCCGGUCCCCACGCCCAGCGGCACGCUACCCAGAGGACACAGGCAGCUGGACAUCAACCCGGCCGAGUUCCUCAAGUACAAGAUCGAAAAGCCCGGACUUCCUUCGGGAAGUUCGAUACACGGGCUGUCGUCGCUGACGGGGGCGGGCGGGGCUCUCAGUUCGAUCUCCGACGAGCCUGUCAGCGGCAUGUUAUGGGUCCACUUAUUGGCUGGCAGAGGUUUAAGAGCGUCGACUGGAACGUCGACCGCAACUACUCCUGUCACUCCCAGCGGAACGUCGCCCAGUAUUAGCGGUUCGACCGGUUUACGUGAUUUGUAUUGUGUACUGGAGUGCGAUAGAGUCCAUAAAGCGAGGACGGUGGUAAGGACAGGCGAUUUAGUGUUCGACUGGGAUGAAAGCUUCGAAUUGGAUUUGGUCAACAACAGAGAACUGGACCUUCUAAUCUACUCCUGGGAUCCACAAUACAGACAUAAAUUGUGCUACAAAGGAUCAGUAUAUUUACCAACUCUCUUAAAGUCGGGCCCGAUACACCAACUUGCUCUUAAAAUCGAACCAAGGGGAACUUUAUACUUGAGGCUGCGCCACACGGAUUCCCAAACACUUUACAGACGGAAAGCUUCGUCGACUUUGUCACUAUCGAGGACGGCGCCUUUGUUCGGCGUCGACCUGGAAUCGGUGGUUAACCGGGAAAGUAAAACUGGGGGAGUUCCCGGAGGGGUUGCCACCGGUCUUGUUUCUAGCACUCAACAAAUUCCUAUUAUCAUAAAACGAUGCGUAGAAGAAGUAGAGAGAAGAGGUUUAGAUAUCAUAGGUUUAUAUCGUCUUUGUGGAUCAGCAACUAAGAAACGUAUCCUUCGAGAGGCCUUUGAACGUAACAGUCGAUCAGUAGAUUUAAGUCCGGAUAACGUCCCAGAUAUCAACGUAAUAACGGGAGUGUUAAAGGAUUAUUUAAGAGAACUUCCAGAACCUCUAUUCACCAAAUGCCUAUACCAGAUGAUGGUUGACGCGCUCGGUGUUUGUCUUCCCGAUGAUCCUGAAGGCAAUGCCAAGCUCAUGUUCUCCAUUCUAGACUGUCUGCCGCGGAUCAACAGGGCUACGCUGAUCUUCCUCAUGGAUCACCUGGCCCUCGUCGUUUCCGCGUCCGACAGGAACAAGAUGUCUGCUCAAAACCUAGCCACCGCCCUCGCCCCUCCACUCAUGCUACAGUCGAGCGACACCCUCACCCCCACCGCCAGCACGAAGAGCUUCGACCUGGACUACCACCAGCCCAUCAACGUCCUAAAGUACCUACUCCAGAUAUGGCCUACUCCCAAACAUCACUCAGGUCGUCGCGGCAGGCCACCCGGGCCGCGUGGAGACAAUCGCAGUGCGUGUCCUCCGGGACUGCAGGCUCAGGCGCGAGAGCAGUCUCGGCUCUCAGCGGCUCCGUUUCCUCCUCCUCCUCGCUCAGCAGUCUCGGGCCCGCGAGGCCCACAGCAACCGGGCCCAUCACUCCAGAUACUAGGCCAAUCAUCAGCAAGCAAAGGUCCUUACCGUCCGCUCUCUCCUCGAGUCGGCCCACAAGCAGCAGCAACCGGUCUCAAGCCGCGUCAGGUGAUAGUCUCUUCUCCAGGUUCGCCAAGCAGCAGUAGCGAUUCCCAGUCGGGCUCCGACUCCGUUAAACACUGCCUGCCCAGCCGCGUCAGUUCGCCGGCCAUCCGCGCCUCCCCAUCCAGCCAGACCAUGAUGAUGCGGAGCUCCCCGUCGGUGACCAUCAGUUCCCCCGGCGUGCGAAACUCGCCGUCGACGACGUCGGUGAACUCGCCCGGGCCCCGCAACUCGCCGUCCGUGUCGAGCCUGAGCCGGGCGUCGCCGUCGAUCCUCGGGGGCGGCGUGUCGCGGUCGAGCUCGCCGGCCAUGCAGUCGACGUCGGCGGGGCUCAACGUGACGUUGGGCACCACGACGCCGAGCUUCUCGACCCUGAGCAGCCUGCAGAGCACCAUCUCGAAUAUCAGUACGACCGCCAGCACCAUGUUCGGGCUGGGUUACACGCCGACGACGUACGCCAGCACUAACCCGUUCCUGACGGGGGCGUACCUGAACUACACGCCGGGGGAGUUGGGCUACGGGGACAAGUUCAACACGAUCAGUACCAUCAAGGAGACGAAGUCGUUCUUCGAGAACUACUCGAGCGAGUCGAAGUACUCGAGCAAGCCGAGUUACGAGAGCAGCGAUAUUUUUCCCACGACAGACACCAAAUACAACACCAUCGGCAGCAAAUAUCCCGAAAAGACGAGUUAUCUGAGCACCACUUACACUUCCGACAAGUACAGCCCGGGGAGGGAGUCCAAGUCGGGCAGCAGCUUCGAUACCAGUCCGAACGUGACGCAGAGUAACAGUUCUGCUUUGUUGAGUAUCGAGGAUACUCCGACGCCCACGAGCAGUAUCGAGACGGAAGACAGCAACACGAGGGAGGUUGGCGAGAAGGACGUGGAGGGUGACGGUGAACAAAGCGACUGAAUCAUUAGCGCGUUGGGCACAAAACACUUUUUAUUGUGGCAGCACUGUAUAAAAGACAAAAUUUAGGGUAACUCACCAUCAUCGAUGUAAUUUACCAUUUGAUCACAUGAUGACUAUAAAUACGAAGAGAACGUCUUAGAUAUAAUACUAUAUGUACUUGCUUAUUAGAAUCAAACUAAAGAAUUAGGAUCAUUGUUAACUAAUAUUUAAAUUAUAUACGAUAUACAUAUAAUUUUAGUUGGUAGAUCAAAUAAAAUAUUUAUUGAAUAGAGAGGUAUCUACGUGGAAAAUUUAGACAAAUGGUUGUUGCGUGUUGCACAAUUUUAUCAGUUUUUUAUUUCGAAGUGUGAUAUACUCACCCCUUGUUUUUUCGAUUGAUGUUUUUACGUUUCUUUUUUACUUGGAAGAAUAAUGAUUGCACAAAGAUUAAGAGUAAUGUAUAAAAUAAAUUGUCACUGCCAUAUACCGUAUGUAAUUAGGCAGAUUUCCAUUUUAGAAAAUUAGAAACAUUUGUACGCGAUUUUCAACAUUUAUUAACACACUGUGUAGUGUGUUCGGAAGUAUCCUGUCAUCAUCAACGGGUCAUUCAUAAAAUAGAGACAAAUCCUACACGAUUUAGUUCAAAUAUUAUGUACAUUAGGAGUUAAAUGUAUAGUACAAACCUACCCAAAGGAAAAUCCUUUUUCUAACUCGCAUGGUAUACAUUUUUUUCUUAUAUAUUUGCAGAUUACGUGUCGUUAGAUGUAGUUGUUUGUAUGGUGGACUCAUUAGAAGACAAUUAUUUACAAGUGGGAUACAAGCCUAUUACCUACGAGUAUCAAAUUUGCUCACGAUGAGACACUAACCAAGUUUUAUAAUCACUGGGUAGCUUACAAAAUUUUAUCGACAACCUCAAAACAUGUUUAAAAUAGCAGAAAAUGUAUUUGUGUUAGAAAGUGGGUGUGAUAAGUUCCACACAUUUGAGCCGAAGCUAACUCCUCCAAAUUCAGUUCAGCUCAAAUGUGUGAUAAAUUGAAUCAUUCCACGUUGUAGACGAAUAAAUAGCAAAUUAUUUUGUCACAUGGGUACAAAAAUGGCUCUUGAACUCGUGUUGCAUACGCUAUUUUUUCUACGCUCACUUUAGAAACGUUUUUCAUUACAAAAUAGUUUAUUUUAUUUCCGAUUAAUGUGUAGUUUUAGUGCAGAAACUGAGACGGACACCAGUAUUGUUGUUGGUAACGGUAAUUUGAGCACAAUCUUCCAAUGCCCCGUAGGCGUUUUGUCUCUAUUUUAAGUAAAGACUCUCCAUUUCUAUAUCGCUGACUAGCCCCCUUUUGUAAAUUCUUACCAAGGUGUACAUAAAUACUAACAUAAUGACUCGUGUACUUUUUUAACAUCGUUCAUUUUGACUAUGUUGUUGAAGACUUUGUAUUAAUGAGUGUACAGUUUUGUUAAAUUUUCAUUGCCAUGCAAGAAUUUAUUUUAGUGUAUCGACGUUGUUUUGUUGCCAAUGAGAUGUUUAUCGAUAAUUAAUCAAUCAAUGUUCUCUUGUAUAUAAUUUUUAGUGUUGUAUUAUAAAUAUUUGUAUGGCAAUAAUCGAACUUCGAACAUCACCAACGGGCGUUCCACACGCAGACCUCUUCCAGCUAAUCAUUUAUUGUUGUAAAUACCGAUCGUGGAGCGACUGUUAUUUCCGUUAAACCCUCAUCCACAUACUUUUAGUGAACAUAAAGCUUUAUCGUAUGUCGUAAAGUGUGUGAAAGGGGCUUUAUUUCGAAAAUUUCCGUACUUAUUUUGCGGUGCUAGACGCAUGCAGGUAAUAGGUUUUGAUGUAAAUGCACACACAAAUAAGGGCGGCGGGCCCAUAUCAAAUAACCCCGCUCCCUCGCCUAAGUAGUAAAUGUGGCUAAAAGUGUAUAAUAUGUUAGAGAAAAGUGUGCUGUGGAGAGAGAUACUCUAGUCAAUUUUGAGUUUUGUCAAUUUUAGAACAAGUAGUUAAAUUAUUAUUAGAAUGUUAUCAUGAACGCACUUGGCUAUAAAAUGUAUUUGCGACGGCUCAUCCUGGGGGUGGAAAAGUCGCUUUUGAAUUUUUCGCUUCUGGCUUGGGCUUUACGAUUGAAAAGUUAUUUAAUAAGGCGUAUGCGAGAUGUUGUAUGCACAUAUCAUAAUAGAAUUUAUACUUUCCUACAUGACUGGGUUUAAAAGUGUGUACAAUAAUUACGUCAAGCCUCGACCAUUUACACCCCUCAUUUAGCUAAACAGGAGUUCGUGAAAUAGGGGAUGCAAUAUUACUAUUUACAGGGUUCAUUUUUUAUACUGAUAUGAUAUGCCGACUCUGAUUCUUGUUCAUCGACGUUCAUUUCGUAACGAUAUCUUAUAUUUCACGAACUAAUAAUCAUUCCUCUCCUAUAGAAUAUUAAAUUGUUAUGUAUACAAAAUAUGUUUGAGAAUAUUUUUACAUUAUUUCGAAAAUUCAACCUAAAAUCAAAAUAGAGACCAUUGCUUACAAAUCAACGACAAUAUUUUUAUUUAAGAUGUUGUUUCACGUAGCUGCCAACUACCCCUGUUGUCUGUUUCGUUGCAUAUGUGAUUUAUUAAAUAAUGCGAAAAUAUUUCUCAAAUAUACGAAAAAUAUAGAUGUUAAAACUAAACUAUAAAUUAUCAGUAUUUAAUAUAGCUUCUCAAAUGGCUAGACCCUCCUAAUAUGUACUACAAAAUAACGAAUAAAUAAAUCAUUCAGUUGA
Zophobas morio is the source of this 7839-nucleotide messenger RNA. It is a transcript of the gene RhoGAP100F, whose product is annotated as rho GTPase-activating protein 100F. The transcript has 20 exons. Gene Ontology annotation, molecular function: GTPase activator activity; protein binding. Gene Ontology annotation, cellular component: synaptic membrane. NCBI's taxonomy places the organism in Eukaryota, Metazoa, Arthropoda, Insecta, Coleoptera, Tenebrionidae. Gene Ontology annotation, biological process: cell migration; regulation of Ras protein signal transduction; signal transduction. The coding region runs from base 497 to 5116 and encodes 1539 amino acids. The record is from RefSeq and is a predicted model, not a curated record.